Messenger RNA from Fusarium redolens, 1263 nucleotides. RefSeq lists its product as uncharacterized. NCBI's taxonomy places the organism in Eukaryota, Fungi, Ascomycota, Sordariomycetes, Hypocreales, Nectriaceae. The coding region runs from base 1 to 1263 and encodes 420 amino acids. The record is from RefSeq and is a predicted model, not a curated record. The transcript has a single exon.
AUGUUUCUGGGAAGACUCCCAACACCCCUGAGGUUUCUGUUCAUAACAGCCCUCUAUGCUUCAACAUCCUCCGCUCUCCCCGCGAACAAUAUCUUCGCCCGCCAAGACACAUGCGAUGCGGAUCAGAUAUCAUGCAACAGCGACAUCGCCAACUUCUGCUGCCCCAAAGAUAACUCCUGCAGACUUCUCGCUGGCAAGACCACAGCAGUGUGCUGCCCCAAGGGUCAGACCUGCAAUGUCAUUCAACCCAUCACCUGUGAUAUCCGCGGCCAGGACCAGAGAGAGUUCCCCAACGCCCCUGUCAAGACGAUAGUGUUCAACCUCGACCUUCAGAAAUGUGGACAGAAGUGCUGUCCUUUUGGAUACUCGUGUGAAAAUGAGCAGUGUGUUAUCGACAAGGAUCAGACCGAUGUCCCAGAGGGCGCUGAGCUUCCUAAUGAGACGUCCACGCCUGUUCCCAGCGCGAUAACUACUGCUACGGGGGCUAUUGAGACCAUCUCCAUCAGCGCUGCACCCUCCACGAGCGCUGAGCCUACAGCCGCUGUUGGUUCAGACAACAGCUCAGACAAGGACGGAGACUCCAAGUCUGACAACUCGGGGCCUGCUACUACCUCCAUCGUUGGCGGUGUAGUCGGCGGCAGUAUUAUUCUUCUAAUAAUCGCCGUUGUAAUCUUCCUCUACGUCCGUCGUCAGAACAAACGGGAGGCGCAAGGCUCAGAGAAGGGCAGUCAUAUCUACGGCUACGGCCGUCGAUCCACGAGCGAUGCCUCGUUCGGAAAUAUCAUCUCCGAGCCCAUCAGCCAACCCAACUCUUACCGCGCGGACUUCAUCCUCAAGACACCUUCAACCCAGCGCUCAAGCAUUGUGCCUGUGCGCCAGCUUUCCGAUGCUAGCACACGUCUCAACGCUCCACCUCCGCGGAUUCGUAUCUCUAUUCCGAAUCCCUUCGACUCACCCAACCCCUCACCCAAUGCUCAGCCCAGCCCCCUCGACAAUGAAGAGUCUCUUCGACAUGGAAACGUUCGGCUACCCCCCAUCCGCGCUAUGAAGGCCUCGUCGUACUGCAGUCGUCGACCAAGUACCCCUGAGCUUCAACGUGAGCCAAGUAGCGAGAACAUCAAUGUUUUCGCGGACCCUAGCACCAUUGUAAAACCCCGUCCCCUGACGAGAGCGACAACAUUCACCGACCUGAUGGACGAGGCUGAUCUCGGCGCUGUUCGGCGAGGGAAGCCAUACGUUCCUGGAACCACCCCCAGAAUCUAG